AUCGUGAAGAGAAACAAAAAGAAGAGGAGCCCGCAUCCAGCAGCACUCCACCGCAGCUUUGAUUGAUGACAAAACGGCAAACUUCACUCUGCUGCUACUGCUACUGCUACUGCUAGUGUGUUCCUUACUACCCUCACUCUCCAAUAUCCUAAAUCAUAUACCAUCGUCUUCUAUGCACGGAAAGAGCUAGGGUUUCUUCUCCAUUCCGAAGUUCUACUGCAUCUCACUCUAUUUUCUUGUCAUGUUCAUGGAGGUUUUACCAACUUAAUCAAAGUAGCUGGUGUAAAUAUGUUCUCAAUGGCAUUUGAGCCUCUCACAAGCAAUGUUUGACAUUUUUCACAAUUACCAAUUUAUAUUGAUUUGUUUUGGAGUCGAAGUUGUCUCAAAAUAAUGACCUAUUUUGAGUUAUGUAGCCGACCCCACUUAGUGGGAUAAAGCUUUAUUGUUGUUGUUGACCUAUUUUGAGUUAGCAGAAUAAACCCCUGGCUUGUUCAAGAACUGGAAAGUGUCGAGUUUUUCAACAGACACUAGUUUCCAAUGCGCAUCAAGAAUGAGUUUAGAAGAAAAUUAAUGCAAUAAAUAUUGUAGCUUUGAUCUGUCUUGUGAGUGGGCAAUGGUCGAGUUUGAGUACUGUUAAAUCUUAUAGCUUUUAAUUCAGAGCAUUCUGCAUUAAUCAAAGUGAAGCUUAAGGCUCUGGGAGUUAGAUGAGCGGAGGUAGCAGAAAGCUAUCUUCAAACCGGGAUUCAAGAGAUGAACCUGAAUUUCCACCCGAGAGUGUUACUAAAAGCAAUAGUUCAAGGUAUUUGGAAAGAAAUGAUACGCUAAAACCAAGAAUGAGGUUUUCACGCAAGGAGCCUUUUUCGGGAGUCAGAGGUUCAAAUAAGGAUGACGAAGACUACCAAGUUUUGGAUGCAACAUUUGCAAAAGACACUGAUGGAAGCUACAAUAUGAAAAUGUCUCCAGGGUUUGAGGAAUGGAAAAAUAGGGAACAUAGUCAAUAUGCAAAAAAUGAUUAUGGCAGGUCUAGGAGAAGUAGGAGCCGGAGUCCUCCACAUGGUUUUAGUCAUUCAUCUGUUGAUGAUAGGAACAGAACGAGGGAUGGCAGAUCCGCACAACCUUGUAGAGAUUUUGCUGUUGGGAACUGCAGAAGAGGCAGCCAUUGUCAUUUCCUUCACCAUGAUAAGCAAAGUUAUGAGGAUAGCAGGGAAAGUAGACACAGGCCAGAUGGACGCAGAUAUUCUAAUCCCCGUGAGAAUGGGGAUUAUUCUCUUACAAAUCGAAGAUCUAAUGAAGCUUGCAUUUAUUUUGCAAAGGGAAGGUGUAGAAUGGGAGAAUCAUGCAAGUAUGUGCAUCAUGACAAUUCCGACGGGUUUGAUAAAAUUUUGGCAGAUGAAUCAUCUAGUGAAAGGGAAAUUGAUAGAAGACACAUAGAGCAAUCAUUCAAGCAGGGUGACCAGCAUUAUCCAAACCACAGCAGUAACACUCCUUGCAAAUUUUUUGCUCUUGGGAAUUGUCGGAAUGGUAAAGAUUGUAGGUUUUCUCAUGAUAGGCAAGCAUUUACCAGCCCUGGAUUAAGGGAUGAUAGGUCAAGGAGUAAUCAAGGUGAAGAUCAGGUGUUGAAUAGACCAAAAUUGAGCAAUUCAGUUGCUCCUAAUGGAAGGCUAAGAGAUGAUAGAUGUGGUUCAGAUGGCAGAAUGGCUGAUGUAGAUAAAGUUUGGGAUGGUCCAAUGCAGACUGAUUUAGUUGCUGUCUCCGGCACGGUAAAUUUGGUUGAGGACAACAAAAAUGGAAUCAUAGGCGCCCCAGAACCUGGAUUAAUGGCUUGGCCAAUGAAUGAUGGAUCGGGCCAUAGCUUAGACAGGAACAGAAUGCAUGAUGAAUCACCAUUUUCAAUUGAUAAGAAGGAAGCCAACUGUAGGACGGCAGAAAAUGCAUUUGACAACAUUCUAAAUUCCCAGUCAGUAGGUGGAGGCAUGUGGCCUGGUGAUGAACAGAUGUCUCCUGAUUGGAAUUAUGGUCCGAGAUCUUCCAAUCAUAUUAAAGAUGAGCAUAUGCAGAAUAAGCAGCAAGUUGCUCCAGGACAAGGACUAAAUCAGAAUGCUCAGAAUAUAACUGCCUCCCAUUUGGUUGGACAGAGUCAAGCAACAGUUGCCAUUGUUCCUCCAAGAGCAAGAAUUAUUGAAGGUAUACAGAACCAGAAACUUUCCACUGAGAAAAACUACAUUGUUGAAUCAAAUAUCAUGAAUGCAAGCCAAUCACAAAUCAGUUCUGGAUAUACUCCAACUCAGAACGGAGUCAGCAAAGAACAGCUUGCUCAACUUAGCUGCCUCUCAGCCUCUCUUGCACAUAUCCUCGGAACUGGUCAGCAGCUCCCACAAGUUCAUUCUACUCUAAAGCCUUGUGAUGCAAAGGCCACUCUCUUCGGAAGCAAAAUUGAAGGGUCUGCUAAUCCUGUUUCUAUGACAUUCAUCAAGCCAGAUCCUGCUAUUGGAUUGAAACAGUAUGAUCCAUUGUUUGACAGUAUGGAGCCCAUGAAUAUUAGUGCAAAUGGGGCCCCUCCAACCUUUUCUCCUAGUAUAAAGAUUCCGAAAAAUGCAGUGGAAAUUCCACCACUAUUAUCUAACAUAGGACAGAAUUGCGAUGAUUCUCUUAAAAAGGAGACUAACAAAAUGGUAGCUGAAGAAAAGCCAAUCUCUCAAUCUGAAAAUAACAUUACAGAAGAGAAUAGUCCUAUGGGAGACAUGGACCAAAAUGAUGGACCUGAUGAGGCCAAGAAAACAAAGGACGCGAAGGGGAGUCGUGCAUUUAAAUCUUCAUUGGUAGAGCUUAUCAAGGAGAUUCUGAAACCAACAUGGAAAGAUGGUAAAAUCACCAAAGAAGAUUAUAAAACAAUUGUGAAGAAAGUUACUGAUAAAGUAACUGGUACAGUUCAGCGGGUACAUAUUCCUCAGACACGAGAGAAAAUUGAACGCUAUUUAUCAGUUUCGAAACCAAAGGUUAACAAACUUAUACAGGUCAGUGGUGGUUUUCUUACAGAUUUCCGUCAUAUGUAUGAAGGGUUCAAAAUCUUGUCUCCCAUUUAACUUGGUUUUAUAGAUGAAUGUGAGUAUGCAUGCAGCUUCAGAAACCAUUGAUUUUUCUGGAGGGCAUAAUUUGAUGUGGAAAGAGUUGUAGGAUAGUUGUCCAAAAAUGAGAUUAAAUUUUGUACCUAGGUGUUCAAUUUGUGUUGUAGAUUUUAUAUUUGUAACUAAACUUCAUUAAAUAUACAUUGAUUUCCCAUGGGGUUUACACUAAUUAUAAUGAGACCCUUGAUUUUUUGAAAAAUUACACCUACUAAA
Medicago truncatula (barrel medic) is the source of this 3338-nucleotide messenger RNA. RefSeq names its product zinc finger CCCH domain-containing protein 38. The record is from RefSeq and is a predicted model, not a curated record. The transcript has 6 exons. Bases 705 to 3083 code for a protein of 792 amino acids. Lineage: Eukaryota; Viridiplantae; Streptophyta; Magnoliopsida; Fabales; Fabaceae. Gene Ontology annotation, molecular function: metal ion binding.